This is a messenger RNA of Haliotis rufescens (red abalone), 2868 nucleotides long. RefSeq names its product adhesive plaque matrix protein-like. The coding region runs from base 49 to 2691 and encodes 880 amino acids. Lineage: Eukaryota; Metazoa; Mollusca; Gastropoda; Lepetellida; Haliotidae. The transcript has 2 exons. The record is from RefSeq and is a predicted model, not a curated record.
GACAACAGGUUAUUUACCUUGAACAUCGUUGCAGACCGAAAUAUCAACAUGACGCCAUUGAUAGUCGGUCUCUGCCUGGCCGUACUGGGGGUUAUGGUGUCAGGACAAGGCUCCUUCGCUCGCCAAAACUACUUCCCUAUUGCGAAUCGGCGGCCCUACAGGCAAUAUCAACAUUUCUACCCGCCACAAAUAUAUUUCGACCACCCAGGCCACUUUCCACUGCACGGGAAGCACGACGGCCAAUACCCAACGCACGGGAAGAAACAAGGCCACUCCCCGCCACAAAUAUAUUUCGACCACCAAGGCCACUUUCCACUGCACGGGAAGCACGACGGCCAAUAUCCAACGCACGGGAAGCACGACGGCCAAUACCCAACGCACGGGAAGCAAGAAGGCGAAUACCCAACGCACGGGAAGAAACAAGCCCACUACCCAUCGCACGGGAAGCAGGACGGCCAAUACCCUACGCACGGGAAGAAACAAGGCCACUACCCAACGCACGGGAAGCACGACGGCCAAUACCCAACGCACGGGAAGAAACAGGGCCACUACCCAACGCACGGGAAGAAACAAGGCCACUUCCCAACGCACGGGAAGCAAGAAGGCCAAUACCCAACGCACGGGAAGAAACAAGGCCACUACCCAACGCACGGGAAGCACGACAGCCAAUACCCAACACACGGGAAGAAACAAGGGCAAUACCCACCGCACGGGAAACAACAAGGCCAAUACCCACCGUACGGGACGCAACAAGGCCAAUACCCACCGUACGGGAAGCACCAAGGCGAAUACCCACCGUACGGGAAACAACAAGGCCAAUACCCACCGCACGGGAAGCACGACAGCCAAUACCCAACACACGGGAAGAAACAAGGGCAAUACCCACCGCACGGGAAACAACAAGGCCAAUACCCACCGUACGGGACGCAACAAGGCCAAUACCCACCGUACGGGAAGCACCAAGGCCAAUACCCACCGUACGGAAAACAACAAGGCCAAUACCCACCGCACGGGAAGCAACAAGGGCAAUACCCACCGCACGGGAAACAACAAGGCCAAUACCCACCGCACGGGAAGCAACAAGGACAAUACCCAACGCACGGGAAGCAAAAAGGACAAUACCCAACGCACGGAAAGCAACAAGGCAAAUACCCACCGCACGAGAAACAACAAGGCCACUACCCACCGUACGAGAAGCAAGGAGGCCACUACCCAACGCACGGGAAGCAACAAGGCCACUACCCAACGAACGGGAAGCAUCAAGACCACUACCCAACACACGGGAAGCAACAAGACCAAUAUCCACCGCACGGGAAGCAACAAGGCCAAUACCCACCGCACGGGAAGCAACAAGGACAAUACCCAACGCACGGGAAGCAACAAGGACAAUACCCAAUGCACGGAAUGCAACAAGGCCAAUACCCACCGCACGGGAAACAACAAGGCCAAUACCUACCACACGGGAAGCAACAAGGCCAAUACCCACCGCACGGGAAGCAACAGCCAAACCAGCGUAAACACGGUCAAACUCAGGAAAAGAAUAUCAAGAAACACGAACAUAAGACCAAGAAGCAAAAAUAUUAUCAGAAACAUGUGAAGAAUCCCUCCUAUACGCAACAUGGACAAGAACCUCACUUUACUCCAAAAGGGCAUCAGCAACUCGACUCUCCUCCACAAGGGCAUCAUAACCCCUACUAUCCUCCACGAGGGCAUCAUAACCCCUACUAUCCUCCACAAGGGCAUCAGCAACUCCACUCUCCUCCACAAGGGCAUCAUAACCCCUACUAUCCUCCACAAGGGCAUCAGCAUCCCAUCUAUCCUCCACAAGGGCAUCAGCAACUCCACUCUCCUCCGCAAGGGCAUCAUAACCCCUACUAUCCUCCACAAGGGCAUCAGCAUCCCAUAUAUCCUCCACAAGGGCAUCAGCAUCCCAUCUUUCCACCACAAGGGCAUCAGCAUCCCCUCUAUUCUCCACUAAGGCGUCAGCACCCCUACUACCCUCCACAAGGGCAUCGGCAUCCUCACUCUUCUCCACUAGGGUAUAAACAAACACCACAGGGACAUAAGGUACUCCCUCCCCCAACACAAGGGUAUAAGGAGCUUCAUUCCCCACCGCCACAAAAGCAUCCGGAGCCUCUUUCCCCACCGCCACAAGAGCAUACCGUGCUUAAUUCCCCACCGCCACAAGAGCAUACCGAGGUUAAUUCCCCACCGCCACAAGAGCAUACGGAGCUUAAUUCCCCACCGCCGCAAGAGCAUACGGAUCUUAAUACCCCAUCACCACAAGAGCAUAUGGAGCUUAAUUCCCCACCGCCAAAAGAGCAAACCGGGCUUAAUUCCCCACCGCCACAAGAGCAUACGGAGCUUAAUUCUCCAUCCCCACAAGAGCAUACGGAGCUCAAUUCCCCACCGACACAAGAGCAAACCGGGCUUAAUUCCCCACCGCCACAAGAGCAAACCAGGCUUAAUUCCCUACCCCCACAAGAGCAUACGGAGCUUCAUUCCCUACCGCAACAAAAGGAUACGGAGCUUCAUCCCCCACCGCCACAAGAGAAUAAAGAAGUCCAUUCCACUCUGCAAAACGAACAGACUGUGGAUCCAAACAAGGGUAUCAACGAUCCUAAUCAAGUUGAAACGAUCAACGCUCCCAGUCAAGUUGAAACGAAACGUGCACGUGGAUUAUUUGGAUAAAUAUAACACAUCCCGAGUGAGUGAGUUAAAAUGUACAAAAUAAUAAUUUAACGUCGCAUCGGCAUUUUGUUGGCCAUAUAGUGACUUCUUAUCCUGAGCAAAAACGGAUAUGAAAUUGUCACAUGUGUACUUUAAAAAAAUAAAUUGCAGGGCAUCAAACAAAAUACGAUGCAAGUU